AAUAAUUUUCAAUACCGCGAAGAAAAAUGAAUUCUGUUUUUCGAAAAGCCUACUUCACUCUUCUCUCUCGCUCCUUAAACCCUAACUCUGCCUCUCCAUUCUUUCUCCAGGCACUUCCCUUUGUUGUCACGUCUUAUACGCUCCGGAUUCCGUUCUCUCGUCCCCGAAGUGCGCAAUUUCUUUCGUUAUCAGUCAAUUCCUGCUCAAUGGCCGGCGGUGACGGCCACGCGCCUCUGUCGUCGUUCCUUACUUCGCUGGAUAAGCAAUUUGAGGAGUUCCGCACUCAGCUGGAAGAGUCUGGAAGUUUGCGUGAGCGCAUUCGUGGUGUUGCGAUGGAGAUCGAAUCCUCAACGAGGCUCAUGCAAGCCAGUCUCCUACUCGUUCACCAGUCAGGGCCUGUACCUGAGGUUCUUGAGAAGGCCAAGGCUCAGAUUGAUGUGCUGAAGGACCAGUACUGUCGACUUGCUGAAGUUCUGCAUGAGUGCCCAGGACAGUACUAUAGGUAUCAUGGUGACUGGAGGAGUGAGACGCAGUCUGUAGCAUCGCUGCUUGCUUUUAUGCACUGGCUGGAAACAGGAAAUCUUCUUCUGCAUACCGAAGCCGAGGAGAAACUGGGAUUGAACAACUUGGAUUUUGGAUUGGACAUUGAGGACUAUCUAGUUGGUAUAUGUUUCAUGUCCAAUGAAAUGCCUAGGUAUGUGGUGAACCGAGUGACAGCUGGGGACUAUGACUGCCCAAGAAAGGUGCUAAAGUUCUUAACGGAUCUUCAUGCUUCCUUCCGAAUGCUUAAUCUACGGAAUGAUUUCCUGCGCAAGAAAUUUGAUGGUAUGAAGUAUGACCUCAGAAGAGUGGAGGAAGUUUACUACGAUGUUAAGAUAAGAGGCUUGGCGACUAAUGGGGAAUCAACUGGAGAUCAAGGAGUUCAGGCUUAAUCAUAGAAUGCAGAGUUGGAUGUUACUAAUUAAUAUCAUCAUUAUUACUUCACAAGUUGGUAUGGUUCCUAAUGGCACGGGAGAGUUUUACCUUACUAAACUGUUGGUGGAGGGUAUUAUAGAUCCAGGAUAUUACACUUGUGAGAAGGAAGUGAUUUGGUUACCAUGGUAGCGGACCUUCGGUUUGGUUGCUGUUGUUAUCGUUCAUUUUCUUUUUGGAAGCUGUCAAACUCUCUAAAGCAUGAAGCAUAGAUGACACAUCAUUGCAUUUACGCGUUUAAGGCUAUUUUUUUUGGAACUUUAUAUAUCCCUAACAAUUUUAUUCA
This is a messenger RNA of Tripterygium wilfordii, 1258 nucleotides long. RefSeq names its product translin. The transcript has 7 exons. Gene Ontology annotation, biological process: RNA metabolic process. Gene Ontology annotation, molecular function: RNA binding; sequence-specific DNA binding; single-stranded DNA binding. The record is from RefSeq and is a predicted model, not a curated record. Gene Ontology annotation, cellular component: cytoplasm; nucleus. The coding region runs from base 27 to 932 and encodes 301 amino acids. Lineage: Eukaryota; Viridiplantae; Streptophyta; Magnoliopsida; Celastrales; Celastraceae.